This is a messenger RNA of Guyanagaster necrorhizus, 576 nucleotides long. RefSeq lists its product as uncharacterized. The annotation marks the transcript as partial. NCBI's taxonomy places the organism in Eukaryota, Fungi, Basidiomycota, Agaricomycetes, Agaricales, Physalacriaceae. The record is from RefSeq and is a predicted model, not a curated record. The transcript is spliced from 2 exons.
GUUGAAGAUACUCUUUUCCGAAUACCUAAACACCAUUUAGUCGGAAAAUCAGAGGCGCUCGACUCGAUGUUAUCUCUACCUCAAGGUUGCAGCGCACCAGAGGGUGUCAGCGAUGAUAGGCCCAUUCAGCUGUCGGGUAUCAAGAAAAUCGAUUUUGAACGACUACUUCAGGUUCUUCACCCACUAGAUGCCACGAAAUCACCUGAAUUGUCCGUAAAUGGUUGGAUGUCCGUUCUUGCACUCUCCAGCCUAUGGCGUAUGACGGUGCGGAAAACUGCCAUCGAGCAUUUAACGGGGAGAUAUCUCCUGCGGACAGGAUCGUUCGGCAGAAAAUAUUCGGUCGCGCAAUGGAUCUCUUCCGGAUGUGAGGAACUCGGUAGUCGUGUAGAAGUGGUGUCCCUCGAAGAGGGGAAAAGGGUUGGCUUGAGCGCGACGCUGAAGAUCCACCACAUACGAGAGUCGUUUUUCACGGACAUCGCUAAUCAACAACGAACCCCAGAGUCACGGUUCAUAUUACUGCGAUACUUGCUGUCUGUGACUAGCCACCAAAUCGGAGGGGAAGCCUGUUUCAGUUGA